This is a messenger RNA of Limulus polyphemus (Atlantic horseshoe crab), 1636 nucleotides long. RefSeq names its product sortilin-related receptor-like. The record is from RefSeq and is a predicted model, not a curated record. NCBI's taxonomy places the organism in Eukaryota, Metazoa, Arthropoda, Merostomata, Xiphosura, Limulidae. Gene Ontology annotation, molecular function: protein binding. The annotation marks the transcript as partial. The transcript is spliced from 11 exons.
GUGUUCGUAGUGCACACCCUGAAGAGUUCUGCUUCACCAAACGAAUCACGAAAUUUUAGCCUGAACGGUCUUCUUCCAUCUUUCAUGAAGUUGGGGUCUUCAUGUAAGUCGUCAUUUGUCUGUCUUCUGUUCAUCCCAAACAGCUACUGCGACUGGAAUUACGGAUCUUGUAGGUGUCGUCCAUAUCAUGUUCAGUACAAUGACACAACGUGUAUACCCCCCUCUUUGUUGGGAUUCGGGUGCGCAGUAGAUGCGCAGUGUAGAGUGAAGGUGAAAAACAGUCAAUGUGUCAAUGGUUUGUGCGAAUGUCUACCCAACUUCAUUCCGUUUAGACGAGACAAGUGUUUACCAGUGGCCAAAGUAGGAGAUUAUUGCCUUAAUCAUGAACAAUGUCGCCUGUCAGACAAGUACACUUACUGUGAUUGGAUAAUCCCUGAUAUUUAUGGAAAAUGCCAAUGCCCAUUGGGAUACUUGUUUACAGAUGAUCAACGAUGUUUGCCACAUCUUGGCAACAAAUGCAAGAGUUCAGAUGAUUGUGAAUCAGCGACAUCUGGUGCUUACUGUAAAAAACACAAACAUACAACUAUAUGCGAUUGUCGUGAAGGUUUCAAAUCCUCAAAAAAUAAACUCCGCUGUGAACCAAAGGAAAUAGAAGUUCCUGCUGUACAGCUAAAUAUUUCUUCUGCUGGAGCUGUUUCUAUAGGGAAAACGUGCAGCCGAGAAGAUGAAUGUCAAAAACGAGAUCCUUAUAGUACCUGUAUAAACGGCAGGUGCCAGUGUAUAUCAAAAAGAUCCUCAUGUAAUGCAAAUAAUACUGGUUGUCACAAAGACACAUUUCAGUGCAGAAGUGGUCAGUGUGUUUCUUGGUUCUUUGUGUGCGACGGACAGAAAAACUGUAUUGAUGGUAGUGACGAAGAUGAAUGCGUGCGUUACAACUGUCCACGAGAAGCUUUUCAAUGUAACGAUGGGUCGUGUUUUUCUCGAUCAUCAGUGUGUAAUGGCAAGUGGGAAUGUCCAGAUGGUAGUGAUGAGGCCAGAUGUUACAAAGGAAUAACUUGCGACAAGAACGCCUUCCAGUGUAGUAGUGGCCAGUGUUUCCCACAGUACGUCUUGUGUAAUGCAGUCACAGACUGUUUAGAUGGAAGCGACGAAGUGGAAGCCAUGUGCACAAACGGCGAAAAUUGCCCAAGUAAUGGAUUCCAGUGUGGCAAUGGUCAAUGCCGAUCAACAGCAAUCUUGUGCAGUGGAUUAGACGGUUGUGGAGACAACAGUGACGAGAACAGAUGUGAAGUCUGCUAUUGUGAGAAGCCAUGAAGACAAUGUACAGAUCUUGAAGUGCCUGAAGAUGAAGAUUUUUAAUUAAUUUUUGUGCUAGUUGGUGAAAUAUAAUUUCAUUGCAGCUUUUAAAAUGGGUGAAGUGGUAUAAAACGUUUUGUUUUAAAACAUUCAUUGAUCAUGAUAUUGUUAAAGGUGCUUGCGUCAAACAAAUUUCAUUAAAGUCAUUUGUGUUAUCAGUGAUUUUCUUUCUACCAGUUCAUGUUAAUGUCGUUGUUUAUCAAAAAAAUAUGUAUAUUGUACUGAGCUAAAUGUGUUUUGUCAAACUUGAAUCAGUGCUAAUAAAAAAAUGUUUCGUUGA